GCGUCGGCACGGAGCGGAGGCGCGUCACACGUUAACAACACAAAACUCCAGUUGAGAGCCCGCUACACCUGACCGGACACUGGCGCUGCGGAGAGACAGGCAACAGGCACCGACUCCUGCGCCAGACAUUUCUUACACACUGCAGUGAAAUGAGGGCAACAUGGGGGCCAAAGAGUCGCGGAUAGGCUUCCUUUCCUAUGACGAGGCCGUCAAAAGAGUUACUGAUGUGGAGCUCAAGCGGCUGAAAGAUGCCUUUAAGAGGACCAGCGGCCUGUCCGCCUACAUGACCCAACAGUGCUUCUACAAAGAGGUGCUGGGAGAUGGCGUUCCCCCAAAGGUUGCGGAGGUGAUCUACAACUCAUUUGGAGGCACGCCAAAAGGGCUACACUUCAACAACCUCAUUGUCGGUCUGGUGCUGUUGACGAGAGGACGUGAUGAGGAAAAAGCCAAAUAUAUCUUCAGCCUGUUCGCCAGUGACUCGGGCAGCUAUGUGGUGCGAGAGGAAGUGGAGAGCAGGCUCCGUGCUGUGGAUGGGGAAGUCCCACCCUCGCUGAGGAAGUGCUUCUUAGAGGGUGAGAAGGUGAAUUAUGAGAAGUUUAAGAACUGGCUUCUACAAAACAAAGAGGCGUUCACCUUCUCCCGCUGGCUGCUCUCUGGCGGAGUGUGUGUCACCCUGACUGACGACAGCGACACACCCACCUUCUACCAGACACUGGCUGGAGUCACACACUUAGAAGAAUCAGACAUUAUUGAUUUGGAAAAGCGCUACUGGCUUCUGAAAGCUCAAUCAAGGACCGGACGCUUUGACUUAGAAACCUUUGUUCCUCUGGUGUCACCCCCUAUUCAUGCAUCACUAAGUGAAGGCUUGUUUGAUGCCUUUGAUGAGAAUCGGGACAAUCACAUUGACUUUAAGGAAAUAUCAUGUGGGCUCUCUGCAUGCUGUCGAGGACCUGUGGCUGAGAGGCAGAAAUUUUGUUUCAAAGUGUUUGAUGUCGAUCGGGAUGGAGUUCUGUCUCGAGAUGAGAUGCACAAGAUGGUGGUGGCCUUACUGGAAGUGUGGAAGGACAACCGCACUGAUACUCUCCCAGAACUGGAAUCCAGUGUUCCUGAUAUUGUUGAAGAAAUCCUUACAAUACAUGACACUACAAAACAGGGACACCUAACACUAGAGGAUUAUCAGAUAUGGAGUGUGAAGAGUGCCCUGGCAAGUGAGUUCCUCAACCUGCUCUUUCAGGUGUGUCACAUAGUCCUGGGCCUCCGGCCUGCUACGCCCACGGAAGAAGGCCAGAUCAUCAGGGGUUGGCUGGAACGAGAGAGCAGACAUGGCCUGCAGCCAGGCCAGAACUGGUUCCUCAUCUCCAUGCAGUGGUGGAAAUUGUGGAAAGACUACGUUAAAUAUGAUAAUAAAUCCAUUGUGGUGGAGCAGCCGGGUAUGCUGGGCAGUGGCAGGAGGACUCCUCAGUCCACACCAUCUGGUGAACCGGCCCUGAGCAAGACUGGAACAGUGGCGCGAUCUCUUAGCUCUCCAGGAGAAAAGUCCCCAAAAAGCAACUGGGAGGUUUCAGAGAGCACCCCUAACAGUCAGCUGCCGCAUGUGAGCUCAUCAGCCACGGACAUCUGCUUUGCUCGGCAGCACAAUGUUUUGGAUAACAAUAACCAGUGUUUCUCUACCGCCAAUGGCCACCUACCCAGCCACCUGGCUGCACAGAGGCCAGGUGCCAUCGACAACCAGCCCUUAGUCACCACUGAGCCCAUGAAGGCACCUACGUUAACCAUGGAGGGAGGACGUCUGAAGAGACCCCUCAACCUGAUGGCUGGCCGGGACUUUGAGACAGUACCAGAGACAGUGUGGCGGGCACUCUACCACUGGUACGGUGCCAAUCUUAGCCUGCCCAGACCGGUGAUCAAGUCAGUCAUCACAGACCAGCCAGAGUUGGAGCUCUUCCCCCGUUAUUUGCUCUUCCUACGACAGCAGCCAGCCACACGCACCCCCCAGUCCAACAUCUGGGUUAACAUGGGUAUGAGCAGCCUGCGAAUGUUCCCUCCACAAUUUCCCCGAGGUAACAUGCCCUCUCCGAAUGCCCCACUGAAGCGUGUGCUGGCAUACACGGGUUGUUUCAGCAGGAUGAGCACCAUUAAGGACAUCCAUGAGUACCUGUCACAGAGGUUACGCAUCAAAGAAGAAGACAUGCGCCUCUGGCUCUACAACAGCGAAAAUUACCUCACUCUCCUUGAUGAUGAAGAUCACACUUUAGAGAGUUUGAAAAUAGAGGAUGAGCAGCACUUAGUGAUUGAGGUUCGAAACAAAGACAUGAGCUGGCCAGAGGAAAUGUCCUUCAUCGCCAACAGCAGCAAAAUAGACAGGCACAAAGUUCCUACAGAGAAAGGUGCUACAGGUCUGAGUAACCUGGGGAACACAUGCUUUAUGAAUUCUAGUAUUCAGUGUGUGAGUAACACCAAACCACUCACUGAAUACUUCAUCUCAGGGAGACACCUCUAUGAGCUGAACAGAACCAAUCCCAUAGGAAUGCGAGGCCAUAUGGCUAAAUGCUAUGGAGAUUUAGUGCAGGAACUUUGGAGUGGAACACAAAAAAAUGUUGCACCGCUAAAGCUCAGGUGGACGAUAGCAAAGUAUGCGCCGAGAUUCAAUGGCUUCCAGCAGCAGGACUCUCAAGAGCUGCUGGCGUUCUUGUUGGAUGGGCUUCAUGAGGACCUGAAUCGAGUCCAUGAGAAGCCCUAUGUGGAGCUGAAGGACAGUGAUGGACGGCCAGAUGCAGAAGUGGCCACCGAGGCCUGGGACAACCACUUGAGAAGAAACCGUUCAAUUGUGGUGGACCUGUUCCAUGGCCAGCUCAAGUCCCAAGUCAAGUGCAAAACAUGCGGCCACAUCAGUGCUCGCUUUGACCCCUUUAACUUCCUGUCCCUGCCCCUUCCAAUGGACAGCUCCAUGCACUUGGAGAUCACAGUCAUUAAACUGGACGGUUCCACCCCGGUGCGCUAUGGUCUCCGUUUGAACAUGGACGAAAAGUAUACAGGCCUAAAGAAGCAGCUGAGUGAACUGUGCAGCCUGAAGCCAGAGCAGAUCCUCCUGGCUGAGGUCCAUUCCUCCAACAUCAAGAACUUUCCUCAAGACAACCAGAAAGUGCGUCUGUCUGUAAAUGGCUUCUUGUGUGCGUUUGAGAUUCCUGUGCCUGGUUCUCCCACCUCUAUCACUUCUCCAGCACCAGUAGGCAAUACACUAGUCAAUGGCAUUGCUCGGAACAGCCAUGCUGAGAAACCUGGCCCCAUUCCAAAUGGCACAGCUGGCACCCCCAUUCGAAGUGGAUCUGACAGGAGCAUGGCUAACGGCAUGCCAAGCACAGUGGUGCCCUCUGGCUCAGAAAAGAGUCUUGCCAAUGGCAUCCCCAACGGCCAUGCCACCCCGGUUCAGGACAGCCCUUUCAUUGGCUACAUCAUUGCCAUGCACAGAAAGAUGAUGCGGACAGAGCUAUACUUCCUCUCAUCUCAGAAGAACCGGCCCAGUUUGUUUGGCAUGCCUCUCAUUGUGCCCUGCACAGUGCACACCAGUAAGAAGGAUCUAUAUGAUGCAAUAUGGAUUCAGGUGUCUCGUCUAGCCAGCCCCCUGCCCCCUCAGGAGGCCAGCAACCAUGCCCAAGACUGCGAUGACAGCCUGGGUUACCAGUACCCUUUCACAUUGCGGGCAGUGCAAAAGGAUGGCAAUUCUUGCGCCUGGUGCCCAUGGUACAGGUUCUGCAGAGGUUGUACAGUGGAGUGUAAUGAGGACAGGGCAUCCCUAGGAAAUGCUUACAUUGCUGUAGACUGGGACCCCACAGCCCUGCACCUCCGUUAUCAAACUUCCCAAGAGAGGAUAGUGGAGGAGCACACUAGUGUGGAACUGAGCCGGCGUGCCCAGGCUGAGCCCAUCAGUCUGGACAGCUGUCUGAGGGCCUUCACUAGUGAAGAGGAGCUGGGUGAGGAUGAGCUCUACUAUUGCUCCAAGUGCAAAACCCAUUGUCUGGCCACCAAGAAGUUGGACCUCUGGAGGCUGCCUCCCAUACUGAUUGUUCAUCUGAAACGCUUCCAGUUUGUGAAUGGCCGCUGGAUUAAGUCCCAGAAGAUAGUGAAGUUCCCACGUGAGAACUUCAACCCCAGUGCAUUUUUGGCUCCACGUGAAGCUCAGAGCACAUGGAGCCUGCAGAGCCAGAGCGAGUGUCCGGUGGAGGAGCUCCAGAAACUGGACAACGGAGAUUCCUCCGUGUCUUCCGUCUCCACCAGUACAGCAGUCAGCACUCCCAUAUCUGGCAGAGGCACCCCAAGUUCAAUUAGGAGGGUAGGCAGUCCAAUGAGCAGAAGCAACAGCCCCAAUAGCAGCCCUAAGAGCACAGGACGAAGACAGGGACGUCUGCGUCUGCCUCAGCUCGGCAGUAAACACCGACUCUCCAACAGCAAAGAGAAUCUGGACAACAGCAGCAGCAGUGGCUGUAAGGAGAGCAGCCCAGAGCCUGAGCCCAGCAUGGUAACAGAGGCGGAGCCUCAGGUGGCAGGAGCUACUCCUGAGCCCAACACACACAACUCUUCCUGGACAUUGGUUCCCUCCGCUACUGACUGUGAUGUCAUCAUGGUGAAUGGGCUGAGCCAGGACAACAGCCAAAUCAACGGGCACUCAGACGCCAGCACAGAGCUAGACAGCACAUCUCACCAAAGAGAUGAAGUCUGUCUUGAGCCAAUAUACAAUUUAUAUGCAAUCUCGUGCCAUUCAGGAAUCAUGGGAGGGGGCCACUACGUGACCUACGCUAAAAACCCCAAUGAUAAAUGGUACUGUUACAACGACAGCAGCUGCAAGGAGGUUCACUCAGAAGAGAUUGACACGGAUUCAGCAUACAUUCUCUUUUACGAACAGCAAGGAGUGGACUACUCCCAGUUUCUGCCCAUGACUGAUGGCAAAAAAAUGGCAGACACUACGAGCAUGGAUGAAGACUUUGAGUCAGACUACAAGAAGUACUGUGUGCUUCAGUGAUCCCAUGCUCUUCCAUGUUAAAGGCACUUAACGAGUUCGUCAGUAUCCUGCCCCCCCAUGUGCAAUGACAGUGUGGCCAAGUGAAGCUGCACGGCUGAAACUGAGGAGCUGCAGUUAACGAAGCACAAAGAUCAGUUUGAGACUGAGGAAUCUCAACCUCUGCUGCUGCCCCCGUUUCAGAAACACUUACUGGUGUUUUAGCCAUCAAAUGGCUGAAAGAGAAAAUAAAUAAAUAAAAAAUUGUGUAGAUUGUGAAUAUUGCCAACUGAACAAAAUUGGUCCUGGACCAAAAAAAAAAAAAAAGAAAUUUCUUUGACAUUAUUGUGAUUAACAGGACACGGUCCAAAUCUGCAGCAUCUCAUACCUGUGGGAAACGAUAUUUAUGUAUUUACCUUUCCAUGAGGUUUUCUUAAGGAGAAGGAGUGCUCUCAUCUUCCAUAAACUUGUGUUUUGUAUUUUUAUAUUUAUAUGAUAGAAUCAUAAGCAGAGGUUGUUUUGUUUUUUUUUUUUUGGCCAAACACAUUAAAUCGGUCCCAACGUUAUUGACGAUUUCUACUGGAGAGGUUUCUAUUGGGUAAAGUGCAAUGUUCGGUUCUGUAAUGCAAGUCUUAAAAGACUUAACCUUUUUGUUCCUCAGCAGACAUUAUACACUACCUCACUUUUUUGCAGUUUAUUGGCUGAUUGUUAAUGGAAAGACUGUAAGACAGUAUUACACUUUACAUGGCUCACUAAGCUGUGCCUGUAAAUCUGGUGAAAAAAAAGCCUGCCAAAACUGCAUUCCAGUGAGCAACACCCCAAAAAACGUUGAUAUGCCGUGGCUAUAUUUUGAUUUAUAUUUUAAGCUUAAGUUUGUUUUUGGGUAUUGUGCCAGUGUCUUUCAAACAGCCAGUAUAUGUCUUAGGCAAGUUUUAAGUUGAUAACAUUUUAUUUUUCUGAGAUAUUUAUUUUAAUACCAUGGAUCUGUUCACCUUAUCCAAACAUGGGCUUGUCUGUGAGCAGUCAACAGUGUGCUCCUCAUAAGGCUUUCCCUCCAUCAUGAGCAUUUCAUGACUUUCUGUUGUCACUUUAUUUGUUAUUUCUCAUUAAAAUAAAUCUUUGUUAGUGGUAGAGUCAAUGGUAGCCAAAUGCAUGCAUAUCUAAUCGGUGUACUCUCACAGGAGAGGUUCAUAUUAUCAAGCCAAAGUCUUUAACACAUGGUAUGUUGUUGCAUAGAAAGUACACCUUUGUGGCUUCUCUGAAAGAACGCCUCAACCUCAUGAUUGCCCUGUGCUAAAAAAUAAGUGGCGUCCAUGUGACCUGCUUAAAGUUGUGUGUCUUAAUGCCAGGAUAGUAGCAACUCUUCAUUAGAGAGCCAUUUUAACACUGUGAAUGGAUAUGAUACAGUGAGUAAUUCCUUUUCCUUCCAUGGCUUCUAAACAGUUAAACAAAGUUCUCAUUAGGAAAGCAUUGGAUCCUUCAUGGGGGAAAGAGCUACACGUUGUUCUGUACCGUUUGCUGCUCUACUUUCUACUUUUUCCUUAUUAUGGAUAUUUAUGUACUUUUGCCAGGAAGGAAAGGUUGUCAGAAAUGGGAAAUUAUUAUUUACUGGUCAUGUCACUCAAAAUUCAAAUAGUGUAAGCAAUGUUUGAACUCACUUCAAACUGCAAGUCACAUUUCUUCAGUAACAGCUAUCAAGGAAAAUAUCUGAUUUGAUUAAAACUAUAAAUCAUUUCUCUCAAUUUCAAACCUACAUUUACUUGGAAUUGAGUGGCUUGCUCAUUUUAGUUGAACUGGAAUCUUCCUCUCAUAGCUUAUUAGGCUUUUGAGUUCACAAAUACACACAUCACUUAAAGAUUUUUGUUUUUUGAUACAGGGAUAAUUUAUUAAUACUCCAAGAAACGUGAUUGAUUGGCAAGCAGUGCAAUCGACUACUGAUAUCUCAAUUUUGUUAAUCAUCAGAGAUGUAUUAAUUUGAUGAGCUUUAUUUUGUACAGUGUUUAAAGAGUACAAUGACAUUGCACUGACAUCAAAUGUACAGACGUUUUGUAAAUAUGCUUAUAAAAAAAGAUGUAUUUGAAAAUUAACUGUAAAAAUGUAGUUGUAUAUGGAGUGAUACUGUUGAUCUGUAACAAUUAUUUGAGCAAGCGAUUAAAUUCAGCUGAUGCAAUUGAA
Pangasianodon hypophthalmus (striped catfish) is the source of this 7168-nucleotide messenger RNA. RefSeq names its product ubiquitin specific peptidase 32 (gene usp32). The transcript has 34 exons. Bases 161 to 5017 code for a protein of 1618 amino acids. The record is from RefSeq and is a predicted model, not a curated record. Gene Ontology annotation, cellular component: Golgi apparatus. Gene Ontology annotation, molecular function: cysteine-type deubiquitinase activity; calcium ion binding. Gene Ontology annotation, biological process: protein deubiquitination. NCBI's taxonomy places the organism in Eukaryota, Metazoa, Chordata, Actinopteri, Siluriformes, Pangasiidae.